AUGGCCGCGAAAUCUGAUGGUGCACCCGUCUCUCUACGAAACCAGAUCCCACCCGAGUGUCCCUCCAGGUCGGACCCGCGGCCUCCCCAGCCCCGUCCCGCCGAGCAGCGCUACUCCGUCCCGGACUGCUGCUGGACGCUGUGCGCCCUUUUGGUGUUCUUCUCGGACGGGGCCUCAGACCUGUGGCUGGCCGCGGACUACUACCUCAGGAGGUCCUACUGGUGCUUUGCACUGACUCUGGUCUUUGUGGUAAUCCCGUCCGUGGUCGUGCAAGUGUUGAGCUUCCGAUGGUUCGCCUAUGAUUUCUCGGAGACCGUCGAGAGCGGCACUGCUGCUGCGGCCGCCGUGGUGGGCGCGUCGGGAGCGGAGGAGACCGACUUCAGCACCAAGGACAGCGGCGAGCGGGGCGCUGGCCGCUCCGCCGAGGCCGGGGUGGUGCUGCCGGGGCCGGGGGGGGCCGGGGCCGGGGCCGGGGCACCGGGGGGAGGAGCCCGGGGCUGCUGCAGAGCCUUCAUGUGGCUCUUCCAGGCCCUCAUUCACAUAUUUCAGCUGGCACAGGUCUGGAGGUAUGUCCACGCCCUGUACUUGGGCGUGCAGAGCCGCUGGCACAGAGACCCCGAGCGCCGACACUACUACUGGCAAAUGAUGUUUGAGAGCGCCGAUAUCAGCAUGCUGCGUCUGCUUGAGUCCUUCCUGAAGAGCGCCCCUCAGCUGGUGCUGCAGCUCAGCAUCAUGGUCCAGGCCAGUCAGGUGCUGCCCCUUCAGGGGCUUUCAGCUUCUGCAUCACUGAUGUCUCUCGCCUGGAUGGUCGCCUCCUAUCAGAAAGUCCUAAGGGACUCCCGAGACGAUAAGCUACCCAUGACCUACAAGGCGGUCAUAGUUCAGAUUCUGUGGCACCUGUUCACCAUCGGCGCCCGCACUCUGGCCUUCGCCCUGUUUGCCUCCGUGUUCCAGCUGUACUUUGGCAUUUUCAUCGUGGCCCACUGGUGCAUCAUGACGUUUUGGAUCAUUCAAGGCGAGACGGACUUCUGCAUGUCCAAGUGGGAGGAGAUCAUCUACAACAUGAUGGUGGGCAUCAUGUAUGUUUUCUGCUGGUUCAGUGUGAGAGAGGGGCGCACCCGCUGCAGGAUGCUCAUCUACAGCCUGACUGUGUUCGUGGAGAAUGUGGCGCUCACCACUGCCUGGUAUUUGUACCGCGGCCCAAGUACCUCAGACUUCUACGCCGUCAUCAUGGUGUGCGUGGUGGCCAGCAGCUACGCUCUGGGCACCUUCUUCAUGUUUGUGUAUUACUGUCUGCUGCACCCUGACGGCCCCGUCUCAGGGUGGGGUUAUAUAGUGGAGAAGGAGGUGCCUGUGGAGAUGCUGGCCUCCCCAGUUACCAGCCUCCCCCCCGACCUGGUGAGCAGCCCCCCCAGGACCCUUCAGAGAACUAAAGGGUCAGAAAGAGAGCAGGGUUCUGGGGUAGACGGAGACGUGUUUCAGGUGCGAGCCCUUCGGGGAGCUCAGGCCCCGGUGCCCAACUUAACACCCAGGACAGAGGGGCCAGUCAUCCGCAUAGACCUGCCCAGGAAGAAGUACCCUGCCUGGGAUGCUCACUUCAUCGACCGCCGGCUGCGUAAAACCAUCCUGGUGCUCGAAAGCGCCGCCCCGGUCACGCCAAGGAUUCAGUACCGCUGUCUGGGCACACCCAAAGAAGUGAUGGAGUACGAGACCACCGUGUGA
Anoplopoma fimbria (sablefish) is the source of this 1722-nucleotide messenger RNA. RefSeq names its product XK-related protein 7-like. NCBI's taxonomy places the organism in Eukaryota, Metazoa, Chordata, Actinopteri, Perciformes, Anoplopomatidae. The record is from RefSeq and is a predicted model, not a curated record. Gene Ontology annotation, cellular component: plasma membrane. Gene Ontology annotation, biological process: apoptotic process involved in development; phosphatidylserine exposure on apoptotic cell surface; engulfment of apoptotic cell.